Messenger RNA from Trichosurus vulpecula (common brushtail), 5387 nucleotides. Its product is annotated as vegetative cell wall protein gp1-like. The transcript has a single exon. Lineage: Eukaryota; Metazoa; Chordata; Mammalia; Diprotodontia; Phalangeridae. The record is from RefSeq and is a predicted model, not a curated record. Bases 3121 to 5079 code for a protein of 652 amino acids.
GCAAUUGGGGUUAAGUGACUUUCCCAAGGUCACAAAGCAAUAGAUUGAAUAUGGUCACAAAGCAAUAGAUUGAAUAUGGUAUUUUGGGGUGAGGGGUAGGAGGAGGCUGUGAGAGAUAGUGAGUUGAGGAUAACUCCAAGUAUGUCAAGUGUCUGAGGUCGGAUUGGAACUCAGGUUCUCCUGACUCCAGGGCCAGUGCUCUACUCACUGCACCACCUAGCUGCCCCGUACAUAACAUUUCCAAGGAGUUAAGUCACAGAAGGCAGAAGAGAUAUAGGACAAUAGCAAGAAUGGAAGGAUCAAGCAAGGGUUCUCUCAGGAUGGGGAAGGCAUGGGCAUAUUUGUAAGCAGUAGAGAAGCAGCAAGGAGAGAUUGAAAAUAAGUGAUAGAGAGGGAUCAAUCUGUUGGAGGAGACAGGAUGAAAUGUGUUUGCUUGACUAGGUAGAGGAGUUAGUGUUGGUAAUGAAUAAGGUCACCUCAGCACAUGAGACAGGACUGAAGGAGAAGAUAUUGGCAGAAGGCAUAUGAUUGAGAUGAGAUGAGAAAGAAGGACAGAGAGGGAGCUCAUGGCAAAUGGCCUCAGUUUUUUUUCCGUAAAAAUAUGAGUUCAGGUUGAGAGGAUGGGGGAGGGAGUGCUAAGGAAAGUUUGAGGUAUGGAUCUCAAGGAGGAGGAAGUCUAUACCCAAUUUAAACAACUACAUGGGUCCCCUUCACUUGAGGGUUUGGCUUCGCAGAGUGGGCUUGAAUUUGACACAACAUUUCGGUAUUCUUUCCCCACCUUUUUACCUCCAAGACAUGCAGUAUUUAUUACUCUUCCCCUAAGCACAGUCACUUCAAGUUUAGCACAGAGGUAUGAGGAAGCUUGCUGGGGGAACAGUCAUUCAUUUCAACUUGUACUAAUCAGUGACUCCCUUUUACCACUAGAUGAAAUCCCACUGCCUAGGAUUAAAGACAAGCUUCUCUGCUUGGCAUUUAAAACCCUUUACAAUUUGGAUCCUGCCAGGUUUAUUAUACAUUAUUAACUUUAAUUUCAUGAUUCUAGUCAAACUCACCUAUUUGCUGUUCCCUUGUGUAACAUCACAUUUCCAUCUAUAGAUGCUGGAAAAAGUAUUCCUUUAUCAGCUGUACUUCUUUUUACAGUCAUCUCUUCCACCUUGAGGGGGUUGGGGAUGAGGCACCCCCCAUCUGGAAAAUCUGAGUAAAAUUUUUUGGCCGUCCUUUUGUACUAGAGAAGAAAUCUGAAUUACUAUGGUAGUAAAAGAUAAAGAUGAUGAUAUUAUAUAAUACUAUACAUCAAUUUUGUGCAUUUCUGAGUUUCUAAAAUUUUCCACAUUAGUCUGCUGGCUUUUGUGUAUUUUCUGCAGCUUCCACAAAACUCCCCCCAAAUUCCCAUUUCUUAUGCCAACUCGCAAUAUGUAGAAAUCAAAGUGGGGAAAGUCACAAUGCGAAAAGGAUAACCGUAUAUACAUAUAUGUAUGCAUAUAUAUAUAUACAUUUUUCAUUAAUUUUUUGGUUACAUUUUGAGUUCCAAGUUGUCUCCCUCCUUCUCAACCCUACACUAGAGAAGGCCAACAUUUGAUAUAGACAUAUAUAUGGAACCAUACUUCCAUAUAUCAGUUCUUCCUCCGGAGGUGGAUAGCAUUUUCCUUCAUAAGUACUUGAUUGUGUCAGCCUGGAUUAAAGAGAAGGCACCUAACAUAGCAAAACUUAUGAUCUUUUGCUGGGGCAAGGGAGUUGCAACUGGGGUUCCACUCAGCAACAAGAAUGGAGAGCCCCAAGAAGGAGCUAGGCACAGGGUUCUAUAAGGUAUUCCAGCAGAGGGAAAGGGGCUUUGGGUGCACAGAGUUGGGCUAUUCCAACGUUUCACAAAGGAAGUUGCUUUGCCUAACAAGUGAAAGUCCUGAGAGAAAAUAAGGGAAUCAGGGAGGGAAGAAUUUGGGAUAUUUAAAGAAUAACCAAAGGCUGGAAGUGAUGAUGUCUGGUCAGUCUCAGGAAGGGGACAAGGACAGCUUCACUCACUCAGAAUAGCUGUCAUUCACAGCUAUUCUUGGAACAAUAUUGCCCUUAUUAAGUAUCAGUUCUCUUGGUUCUGCUCAUUUCAUUCCGCAUUAUUUCAUGCAAGAUUUUGUUUUUCUAAAACCACCCCGCUCAGUCAUUUCUUACCGCACAGCAGUAUUCCAUCAUAAUCAUGUACCACAACUUAUUUAGCCAUUCCCCAGUUGAUGGGUAUACCCCACUUUCCAUUUCUUUGUCACUACAAAGAGCGCUGCUAUAAAUAUUUUAAAACAUAUAAGUUUUUUCCUUUUUCCCUGAUAAUCUUGAGAAACAGACCUAAGAGUGGUAUUGCUGGGUCAAAGGGUAUACAGAGUUUUAUAACUUUGAGCAUAAUUCCAAAUUGCUCUCCAAAACAGAUGAGUUCACAAUUCCACCAGCAGUGUAUUAGUGUCCCAAUUUUUCCACAUCUCCUCCAUUUGUCAUUUUCCCCUUCUAUCACUUUAACCAAUCUGAUAGGUGUGAGAUGGUUAAGUGCUACUUCUUAAGACGCCAAUAUUUCCCUCAAAACUCUGCUCAAAUGCCAGCUUCCUCCUACAAGCAACUGCUUCCUCAACCCGCUCCUGAGUUGCUAGUGCUUCCAUCAACAUUACCCUGACUCUCUUCUUCCUCUGCCCACCUCCCAACUUCUGCCGUACUUAAGAGUUUAUAGAGGAAAAGUUAUUCAUCCGACUCUUGAGAAAACAGUUCUAUGUAGCACAGCAGGAAUUCUUUUACAGGCAGUUGCCUUUAUCAUUAUCAAGUUUUCACAAAGAGCCAAAAUUUGCCUCUCUGAAACCAAACUCUCACCCAUUCCCACUAGUUCCGCCCUCUGAGGGUAACAACGGAACAGUUCUGAUUCAUUUUCCAUUGGACAGCCCUUCAAAAUACUUGAAGACGGCAGUAGAUUCUUCUUCCUCCUUCCUCAUCUUCCUAGUCUCUUUUUAAUUCCUUUCAUAGAUCUUCACCUGUUCUGUACCCUCUCCCCUUGCUCAGGACGCUGAUCCGCUUGCCAAUGCCCUUUGUCACUGCGUGGCGUGCAGAACCGAACCUUGCGCUCCAGAUGUGCUCUGAAGGGACGCACGAGAGAUGCAGGGGGACGAGCACCUAGGACCUGGGCUCAAGACUCUCUCUCCGCGCAGGUUUAAGCCCAAGAACCUGGACGCUCCCCCAGCUUCUCCAUCUCGUUCUCCCCCUUCGCUGAAGCACACUUUCAGGGCGUUGCCAUGGGGACGCGGAGGCCUCACCAGAGCCCAGGUAAGCGGCGCCGCCAGCCCCGGGGCCGGCGAAGUCUCGCCUGCGAGCUCUAACUCAGAGGCUGCGGCAGCCGCAGAGGCUACAGAGGCCGCGGAGGCUGCAGAGACCUCGGAGGCUGUAAGUUUGGCGACUACAGGUCCAAUGACCGGCCGGGAUUACAAGAUCCGGGACGGUAUCCUCCCCAGACACUUCGUCCCCUUGCGCCGCAGCCCGUGUCACCUGGCUCUGGGCCGCUGCACUUCGGCUUUCUGGGUGGCUGUGAGCUUUGAUGUGGUGGGGUUGGUGAUACUGCUAACAGGAGUCUUCUCCGAGCUCUUCUUUUACGACUUGCUGCUCUACGCGGGUUCCAUCAUCAUUUUUCUCAGCCUCUUCUGGUGGGUCUUCUGGUAUACUGGCAAUAUCGAGGGGCCCCAUACCUUCUUGGCCAACAAGCGGCCCCAAUUGAAGUCUUCCAGCUACCUCCAAUCCCUUCGGAACAGCCUUAGCCACCGGUUCAUCCCCUCUACGCCGAGGCGCCGCGUAAGGACACGGGGAAAUGUCCCGCUGCCGUUAACCUUGAAGAUGGUCGAUGCUUCCCAGCCAGAAACCCCUCAAACAGAAACCUCCCAAACUGGAAGCCUCCAGCCAGAUCUCCAGUCAGAAAGCACCCAGCCAGAAGACCUCCAGCCAGAAAGCCCCCAGCCAGAAAAAAGGCCCUCACCAGAAAGCCCCCAGCCAGAAAAAAGGCCCUCACCAGAAAGUCUCCAGCCAGAAAGCCCCCAGCCAGAAAAAAGGCCCUCACCAGAAAGUCUCCAGCCAGAAAGCCCCCAGCCAGAAAAAAGGCCCUCACCAGAAAAUCUCCAGCCAGAAAAAAGGCCCUCACCAGAAAGUCUCCAGCCAGAAAGCCCCCAGCCAGGAAAAAGGCCCUCACCAGAAAGUCUCCAGCCAGAAAGCCCCCAGCCAGAAAAAAGGCCCUCACCAGAAAAUCUCCAGCCAGAAAAAAGGCCCUCACCAGAAAGUCUCCAGCCAGAAAGCCCCCAGCCAGAAAAAAGGCCCUCACCAGAAAAUCUCCAGCCAGAAAAAAGGCCCUCACCAGAAAGUCUCCAGCCAGCAAGCCCCCAGCCAGAAAAUAGGUCCUCACCAGAAAGUCUCCAGCCAGAAAGCCCCCAGCCAGGAAAAAGGCCCUCACCAGAAAGUCUCCAGCCAGAAAGCCCCCAGCCAGAAAAUAGGUCCUCACCAGAAAGUCUCCAGCCAGAAAGCCCCCAGCCAGGAAAAAGGCCCUCACCAGAAAGUCUCCCGCCAGAAAAAAGGCCCUCACCAGAAAGUCUCCAGCCAGAAAGCCCCCAGCCAGAAAAAAGGCCCUCACCAGAAAGCCCCCAGCCAGAAAAAAGGCCCUCACCAGAAAGUCUCCAGCCAGAAAGCCCCCAGCCAGAAAAUAGGUCCUCACCAGAAAGUCUCCAGCCAGAAAGCCCCCAGCCAGAAAAAAGGCCCUCACCAGAAAGUUUCCAGCCAGAAAGCCCCCAGCCAGAAAAAAGGCCCUCACCAGAAAGCCCCCAGCCAGAAAACAGGCCCUCACCAGAAAGCCCCCAGCCAGAAAAAAGGCCCUCACCAGAAAGCCCCCAGCCAGAAAACAGGCCCUCACCAGAAAGCCCCCAGCCAGAAAAAAGUCCCUCACCAGAAAGUCUCCAGCCAGAAAGCCCCCAGCCAGAAACCUCCCAGUCAGAAAGUUCCUUGUGUAUAAAUGCUCGUUACCAAGGAAUCCUCCAUACCAAAUUUGGAGAAGCUCCCCACGGAAAUGCCCCAAGAUUCUGAAACUUUUAAACUCUAGCCCAAAUCCUGAGCCUGAGCCUUUUGCAAAGGUCCCUUGCUACUUUUUUUGAUAUCCUUUAGAAGGACACCCAGGACCAGCCAUAUGAUUUAAUUAAACCACAUCAGUUUGAUCUAAUAUUAACCCCUUUCCACUCCAUGCUGCCACACUACCAACUGGCAGCAACGAAUCCCCUCAAUAAGAAAAAAUCUACAAGUAGCGCCUACAGUCCCCCUGCUGCUUCCAUUUGAACCAUUUCUCCGUCUUCUCCAAGUGAGUACUUUUGGAAGAAUAUUAAAGUACAUUAUUCCUU